Chara braunii is the source of this 1575-nucleotide messenger RNA. Lineage: Eukaryota; Viridiplantae; Streptophyta; Charophyceae; Charales; Characeae. The record is from the annotation of a GenBank genome assembly.
GGGACCUGAUGGAAUCACUGGGAUUACUCUCCCGCUCGUCAAACUUGAGUUCGACUGAGAUGGCCAAGGUCAGCUCUUAUUUCUGUGGGUUGGACCACCAUGUCAACAACGUCUCUAUUGGCGCAGACGGGAUGUUCUUGCUGUUCUCGGCAUACUUGGUGUUUGCUAUGCAGGCAGGAUUUGGUAUGCUCUGUGCAGGUUCCGUGAGAAGAAAGAACACAGUGGACAUUGUGCUUACUCACAUAAUGAAUGCUGCUGUUGGUGCUAUGUCGUACUAUCUUGUCGGUUUCACAUUUGCAUUCGGGCGAUCUUCAAAUGGCUUUAUUGGCGCACAUAGCUUUGCAAAGCCAGAUGACAAGGCCAUCAACCCCAAUGCCCAGCCCGGUGCGUGGUUGUUCCAGUGGACAUUUGCGGUUGCGGCAGCCAGCAUCACAACCGGGUCCAUUACAGAGAGAACACAGUUUACCACAUAUAUAUUGUGCUCCACAUUCCUGACGGCGUUCGUUUACCCAGUGGUUUCACAUUGGGUAUGGGCACCAAGCGGGUGGCUCAGUGCGGCCAACGUGCGCAAUAAAUUCCUGGGUGUUGGCAUGGUUGACUUCGCAGGGAGCGGCGUGGUACACAUGACGGGCGCCAUCGCUGGGUUUUGGGGUUCGUGGAUCGAAGGCCCUCGCAUUGGGCGAUUUGAUAUGCGGGGCAAUCCAAAGGAGAUGAGGGGUCAUAGCCCCAUUCUAGAGGUCUUGGGGACUUUGCUGCUGUGGUUUGGAUGGUACGGACUCACCACAGGCUCGGUGCUUGCCACCAUUUCGCCUUCCGGAAUUGCUAAUAAUGUUCUUGUUGCGAGAACCGUCAUUACAACUACCCUAGCUGGUGGGGCGGCUUCAGUAACGGUCCUCCUUGCAAGGAAGUCAAUGACAGGUCAUUGGAUGGUAGAGGACGCCUGCAGUGGUCUUAUUGCCGGAUUCACGGCCGUAACGGCAGGGUGCUCUGUAAUCGAGCCUUGGGCUGCCGUCGUUCUGGGCUUCCUUGCAGCAUGGGUGCUGAUUGGCAUGAAUAGGUUGGCACUAAAGAUCCGUUAUGAUGACCCGCUGAAUGCAUUCCAGCGACAUGGUGGAUGUGGCUUGCUCGGAAUCAUUUUCGUUGGACUGCUUGCCAAGAAAGAGUAUUUACUCCAGACUCUACGAACGUCUGACAACAGUCCUUACGGGCUCUUGUACGGAGGUGGUGGACGACUGCUGGCGGCACAGGUGACCGGUGCGAUCUGUAUCACAGCUUGGACUUCCGUGACGAUGGGCACAUUGUUCUAUGCACUAAACAACGUGGUGCUACUGCGGAUCAGUGAGGAGGAGGAGGCUGCAGGACUUGACGUGGUCAGCCAUGGACGAGUGCUGGAUGAGUAUCGUGAUGAGUUACGACUACGUCGACUAGAAAGCGGUUCCUUUACCAUCAGGCACUUUCCUGGUCCUGAACGUGGCACCAACAACGAUAGCCAGAGAGGGCAGAGCAUGGUGGAGGGACAGACAGCAAUCGAAAGCUAGACACAGUAAGAGAGAGACGCCGAGACCUAUGUAAAUG